CCUACCAGUACCAGCUGGCCCUGGAGCGCUACGAGUGGAACGAGGUGAAGAACGUCAAGUCCAUCGUGCCCAUGAUCCACGUGUCCUGGAACGUGGCCAGGACCGUCAAGAUCAGCGACCCCGACCUCUACAAGAUGAUCAAGUACUGCCUGUUGCAGUCCAUCAAGCACUGCCAGGUGCAGCGCGAGAGCCUCGUGCGCGCGGGCAAGAAAAUCGCCUACCAGGGCCGGGUGAAGGACGAGCCGGCCUAUUACUGCAACGAGUGUGACGUGGAGGUGUUCAACAUCCUGUUCGUGACGAGCGAGACGGGCGGGCGCAACACGUACCUGGUGCACUGCGAGGGCUGCGCCCGGCGCCGCGCGGGCGGCCUGGCCGGGGUCAUCGUCCUCGAGCAGUACAAGACUGAGGAGCUCAUGCAGAUCUACGACGGCUUCACCCUGGUGAGGGCACGGCCGGG
This is a messenger RNA of Corapipo altera (White-ruffed manakin), 457 nucleotides long. RefSeq names its product lysine-specific demethylase 6B-like. Gene Ontology annotation, molecular function: chromatin DNA binding; histone H3K27me2/H3K27me3 demethylase activity; RNA polymerase II cis-regulatory region sequence-specific DNA binding. Gene Ontology annotation, cellular component: MLL3/4 complex. The transcript is spliced from 3 exons. Lineage: Eukaryota; Metazoa; Chordata; Aves; Passeriformes; Pipridae. The record is from RefSeq and is a predicted model, not a curated record. Gene Ontology annotation, biological process: regulation of gene expression; heart development. The annotation marks the transcript as partial.